CUACUCGAGCGACGAUCACACUCAACCUGGCAGAGUAAUUUGAACAUGCACAGUAGUUUUUAAAUAUUUGUUAUAAUAUUAAUGUGAUGUUUUACGUUUAGCUCUUAGGUUAUGAAAUAUUUUACUAUCAACGUGACGUCGUACUGGCGCACUUUAUUUUGUUAGUGCUGCGGUUUUCCCAAGAUUCAUAUCGACGUUCGGGACAUAUUCGGUUAGUUCCAGUGGCACUGUGCGUAGUAAUGUAUUCUGUUUAGUUUUUUAUCAACUAGCACGCCCGCAACACAUUACUCUGCAGCAUGGAAAGUAAUACCAAAAUGAUACCACCAAGUAAACCGGUGGUGCCCCUCAGCAGUGACGACAGUGUUAGUGUACUGUCUAUGAUCUACCGUUUCUUUAAGAAGGUAUCAAUAGUCGGCGCCGUGUACCUGGUGGGCUACAUGCAAUGGAGCGUGGCGUGGCUGAUCGGGCCCGUGGUGCUGUCGGUGCUGCGCGACCAGUGGCGCCGCGACAACGAGUACCGGCGCUCGCUGGCCAAGGCAGCCGCCGUCUCCAGCGAGAAGGACAUCGUGCUGGCGAGGAUCGACGAUCUGCCUGCAUGGGUGUUCUUUCCCGACGUGGAACGUGCAGAAUGGUUAAAUAGAAUUCUUCUCCAAGUAUGGCCAAACGUAAAUCAUUACGCGCGUAACCUGUUGAAGGAUACUAUCGAGCCGGCCGUAGCCGAGAGCUUGGCUAAUUACAAAAUGACUGGGUUCAGAUUUGAGCGCUCGAUCCUGGGCACUAUUGCACCAAGGGUCGGUGGCGUGAAGGUUUACGACAAGAAUCUCUCGAGGGACGAAAUCAUCAUGGAUAUUGAUCUCUUUUAUGCUGGGGACUGUGAUAUCUCAUUUGUUCUCCAAGGUAUUCGCGGGGGUAUAAAGGAUCUGCAGAUCCACGGUAUGGUCCGCGUAGUAAUGAAGCCGCUCAUCACGAAGAUCCCGCUGGUGGGGGGGCUGCAGGUGUUCUUCCUCAACAACCCUUCCAUCGACUUCAACCUGGUGGGCGCGGCCGACGUGCUCGACAUGCCGGGCCUCAGCGACAUACUGCGGCGCUGCAUCGUGGAGCAGAUCGCCAACAUGAUGGUGCUGCCCAACAAGCUGCCCAUCAAGCUGAGCGACGAGAUCCCCACCGUCGACCUGCGCAUGCCCGACCCGGAGGGAGUGCUGCGUAUACAUCUGGUGCAAGCUCAAAAUCUCAUGAAGAAGGAUAUUUCGAUGUUAGGCAAGGGUAAGUCGGACCCGUACGCGAUCAUCACGGUGGGCGCGCAGAAGUGGAAGACCAAGCACAUCGACAACAACAUCAACCCGCGCUGGGACUACUGGUGUGAGGCUGUAAUAAGUUCAAGGAAGAGCCAGGUGGUGCAGUGCGAGCUGUGGGACUGGGACCCGGGGAUGGGCAUUCAGAACGAUGAUUACCUCGGCAGGUGCUCCUUGGAUAUAUCGCAAGUGGUGCGCUCCGGUCGCUUGGAUACGUGGCAAACUCUUCAAGAAGCAAAACACGGGAAAGUGGAGUUGCGACUGUCGUGGCAUCGUCUCACCACGGAUGUGACUGAACUUUCACGGGCUAUAACCGAGACGCAGCUGAUCAAGUCCGGGGAGCUGAGUGCAGCCGUCCUUUCUGUCUACAUCGACUCGUGUAAAAAGCUACCGGACGCGCGCGUGGGCUCGCGGCCCGACCCCUACCUGACGGUGACGGUGGGCAAGAAGACGGAGAACACGGCCGUGCAGAUGCGCACCGGCGACCCCGUCUACGAGAUCGGCUACUCCUUCCUGGUGCAGAACCCCGAGAUCAACACACUCGAGAUAAAGGUAUUGGACCAAAAGACGGGCACCGCGCUGGGGCAGCUGUCGUACGCCAUCGGGCUGCUGCUGAAGCAGAAGGACCUGAGUCUGCUGACGCAGCCGAUCAUGCUGCAGAGGUCCGGCCCGGAGUCGAGGGUGCUACUCUCCAUGCAACUUAAGAUACUGCAAGAGGCGAUCAAAGAGGAAGACAUAGUGGAGGAGCCGGUGGGCCAGCCCGCCGCGCCGCCCGCGCCCGCCCCCGCCCCCGCGGCGCCCUCGCCCGCCGCCACCGCCACCGACGGACCAGCGCCAGCGCCUGCUGCACCAGAAAAUUCGACACCGGAGCUAGUGAAUCUGGAAGAUGGCGCGCCAGAUAGUGCCUCACAGAAAUCAAUUCCAGUCGAGGAGAUGGUCAAGGAAGUUGAUGUACCUCAAGAAUCUCAAGCUCCGACUGGCCGGGGCUCGCCGAAACUCAUUCACAGAACAUCUUCGCUCACCACGUCGGCAGGCGAGGCCGGGCUGGGCCGCAUCCUGAUUUCGCUGCGCUACAGCAUGCCCUCGCAAACGCUCUUCAUCGUCGUGCACAAGAUCAUGAAUAUACCCCUGAAGGACCCAACAAAUGUGCCCGACCCGUACGUGAAAUUGUACUUGCUGCCAGGGCGCUCUAAAGAUUCCAAACGGAAAACGGCUGUGGUGAAAGAUAGUUGCAUGCCGGAGUUCGACGAGAAGUUCGAGUGGUCGAUCCCACACGCGGAGCUGCACUCGCGGCAGGUGGAGGUGACCGUCGCCACGCACAAGGGUUUCCUCGGCGGCAGCCCCGUCAUCGGACAGGUUAUUGUGCACCUCAACCAGUAUGAUUUCCUGGAAGCAAAAACUCUUUGGUUUGACUUGUUGCCAGAGACACCAAGAGAUUAAUUUUAUUUUGAUUUACAAUACCGGUCUACAUCUAGUGAGCGACAAAGGCGCUAUAAAGGUCUUCGCGUGCGAUUGUGAAGCGGAUCCGCACUUUGUGUUCCGAUUUUUGUCGUUGUUUUUCAUAAAGAUUCAAAACUUUGCUAUCAUUCACUUUUCAAUGGUUCGCGACUCGUAUGCUCCGUAGCUUCCGCGCGCUAUAUGUAGAGCGGCAUUAAUAUUACUAUUUUUAAUUUCUAUGUUGUUAAUCUCAUAUUAUUUUGCAUUUAAAAAACACUUAGAAAAUUGGCUUAAACUUUAUGAUCUGUUGUAACUAAAAACCUUUUUAUAUAUUUUUUUAUUGAUGUAAUUUACCUAAAUCAAGCAUUUAAUAUGAAUUAGACCUAUGACCUAUGGCAUACGCAGUGCAAGUGUUAUUUAUACGUCAUAUUUCAUAGAAGUUUGAUUUGCACUGGCUGCACUGCGUGUGCUAUCAAAAUCGUUGCAGACUUAUCUUGGUCCAAGUAAUCUAAUGUAUGUUUGAAUUGAAUAUAAUUAGUAUGUUUACUUCGUUUUUGAUCUUGAUAUUAUUAUAUUCACAUCGUCUUUCACGUUAGUCUUUGUCACCUAUUUUAUUCUGACUGCUAUUGCUAUGUAGUAUGAAUGAAUGGGCAAUUACUAUUUCGUUUCGUUGUAAUUAUAUCAUAAUGCUUUUAUGCUAUUAUACACUUGUUAAUAAAUAUAAAACUGAGCCCAAACAUUGUAUCCACAAUUACAAAAGCAACUCUGCCUUUUUGUCAUCAUCUCACAAAUAAACUGAGAACGGCUGAACCGAUUUUAAUUAAAUCAUAUAUGUAGAUGGAUAUGUACUAUGAUCUUUGGCAAUCCAUCCCGGGGGAGGAAAGACGGAAAUCGACACAGAUUCAAUCCACGCGGGCAGAGGCACGGGCACAGCGAGUAAAAAAUAUAAUAUUGUGAUAGAAAACAAACUUAUGGUCAAUUAAAAAUAUUUCGCUGUGCUAUAUUCAUUAUAAUUACAUUAUUAAAAGAAAUUCAGCAUAAAUCUAAUGACAGGUAACUAAUCAUGCACAAUAAUGCACAUGCUCAGGUACUUAAUUAAAAAAAGAUACUGUAGCACAGCUAUAGUCAAAUUGUGAUUUAGGCGUUUUUUGUGUGACAUAUACUUAAAAUGUUUAGUGCCAACAUGUAUUUUGAUUUAUCCGCAUGCAAGCAAAAAUUCUUAAAAAAUCGCAUAGCAGAAACAGACUGAUUUAUUUAUUACAUAAUAUGUAGUUUUAUAUGUUUCUUACUUUGCUGUAACAAUUGAACCCGUUUUUAAAGGCUAUUUUGGAUGUAGUGUAUGUUAAGAAAUACGCAAGUAAUGUUUCAGUGAUUUAUUAAAUGUCUAUAAUGUAAAAAAAAAUCUUUUACAUCUGUUAUUGUUGUUUCAUAGUUUCUUUAUGAUUAACUCUUAUCUCUUAACUUAAUAAUUAAAUAAGAAUAGUAUGCAAGCUUACCAAAUGAAACCUUGGGCCAUCUUAAACUAUGUAUAGUAGUGACAUAAAUUUUAUUGUAAGCAAUCUCAUACCAUUGGUUAAUUUGAGGUGGUUCAAGGUUUUAAUUUGCUGAGAGUGCCUACUUCACGUGAGCGGAGGUGUAUAAGUUGUAAUUCAUACAUUUUAAUUUGCUGAGAGUGCCUACUUCACGUGAGCGGAGGUGUAUAAGUUGUAAUUCAUACAUUUUAAUUUGCUGAGAGUGCCUACUUCACGUGAGCGGAGGUGUAUAAGUUGUAAUUCAUACAUUUUAAUUUGCUGAGAGUGCCUACUUCACGUGAGCGGAGGUGUAUAAGUUGUAAUUCAUACAUUUUAAUUUGCUGAGAGUGCCUACUUCACGUGAGCGGAGGUGUAUAAGUUGUAAUUCAUACAUUUUAAUUUGCUGAGAGUGCCUACUUCACGUGAGCGGAGGUGUAUAAGUUGUAAUUCAUACAUUUUAAUUUGCUGAGAGUGCCUACUUCACGUGAGCGGAGGUGUAAAUUGUAACUCAUUCUUAUGGUUGCACAUGUAGUUCAUUAUUUAGUAAAAAUCAUUUUCAAAUGUCUUAUUUUCUUAUGAAAUAUUUAUGCAUGUAGUUGUUAAAAUGCUUAUAUGAGAUUUUAAUAAAUAUUUCUUAAUAAAA
Molecule: messenger RNA, 4883 nt
Organism: Cydia fagiglandana
Lineage: Eukaryota; Metazoa; Arthropoda; Insecta; Lepidoptera; Tortricidae
Gene: Esyt2
Product: extended synaptotagmin-2-A
Exons: 24
Coding region: 297-2732 (811 amino acids)
Biological process (GO): lipid transport
Cellular component (GO): endoplasmic reticulum membrane; extrinsic component of cytoplasmic side of plasma membrane
Molecular function (GO): phosphatidylinositol binding; phosphatidylethanolamine binding; phosphatidylcholine binding
Source: RefSeq, a predicted model, not a curated record